AUGCCCUCUCUCCCGCAGCAACUUCGUCUGCCCGAGCCUCCUCAGGGCCUGCCGCACCCGGAGUAUGUCACGCCGCGCGGGGUCUCGCCGCUCCUCUCCGUCCGGGAAGCAGGUCUGCAAUACCCCAACUACACCCCGUUCAAGCUGCCCAACUUGGAAGAGAGACCCUUCGUUGAUCGCGGGUUGAGUGCAGACCCGAACAAGAGUCGUCUGCUGGAUGCCGCCCAGGCCGUGAUCCACUUGACGCCGGAAAUCGGCACCGAGAUUGUCGGCCUGCAACUGACGGAGCUGACGGACGACCAGAAGGACGACCUCGCUCGCCUGGUGGCCGAGCGCGGGGUGGUCUUCUUCCGCGACCAGACCAUGGAUGUCCAUGAACAGAUCGCCUUUGGGGCGUACUACGGCCCCUUGCACAUCCACCAGAUGGCCGGCAUCAUUCCCGAUCUGCCUUGGGUGCAUCCCAUCUACAAGGACGACACGGCCGUCAACGGGCGCUCCCACCAGAUUUGGCACUCGGACGUCAGCUAUGAGAUCCAGCCUCCGGGGUUGACGAUGCUGAAGAUGGACACGCUCCCCAACGCUGGACCGGGGGGCACUGUGGCCGGCGGGGACACCAUUUGGGCCAGUGGCUAUGGCCUGUAUGAGUCUCUCUCCCCGAAACUCCGAUCGUUCCUGGAGACGCUAGAGGCGCGGCAUAGUGGCCUGGAGCAGGCGGAGAAGGCCAUUCGAACGAAUGGGUGUCUGCGUCGCGAUCCGAUUGAAACCCUAGUAAGUCCCAGCUGGAUUCCUGGUGUCACCAACCCACCGACUCACCAUCAACAGCAUCCCGUGGUUCGCACGCACCCGGUUACCGGAUGGAAAACGCUGUAUGUGAACGAGAACUUCACCAAGGAGAUUGUCGGACUGGAGAAACGGGUGGGAGACGGCCUUCUCGACCAACUGUUCCGCACGGUGGCCGAGGGCUACGAAUUCCAGGUCCGCUGGAAGUGGUCCCCGAAUGCUGUCGCCAUCUGGGAUAACCGCGCCACGUUUCACACGGGCAUUUUUGACUACUGUGAGUUCCCGCAUCUGCGCCACGGGCUGCGCGUGGCUCCCCAGGCCGAACGACCGUACUUGGAUUCCCAGUCGACGACCCGGCGGGAGGCGGGAGGCAAGUGA
Molecule: messenger RNA, 1158 nt
Organism: Aspergillus sclerotioniger CBS 115572
Lineage: Eukaryota; Fungi; Ascomycota; Eurotiomycetes; Eurotiales; Aspergillaceae
Product: TauD/TfdA dioxygenase family protein
Exons: 3
Coding region: 1-1158 (385 amino acids)
Cellular component (GO): cytoplasm
Molecular function (GO): 2-oxoglutarate-dependent dioxygenase activity
Source: RefSeq, a predicted model, not a curated record